AUGGCUGGAGAAAUCUGUGAGCCUCAGAAUCACUUUAAAUUAUUUGGGGAAUGUAAUGAUCUGUCUGUUUCAUCCUCUCCAGUGAAUUCUACUUGCCAGAUCUGCCUUCCACACUGGUACCUUCACCUGGACAAGUGCUACUGGCCAUCAAAGGCCUUAAAAACCUGGAACGAGAGCCAAAGUGACUGCUCAGAAAAGGGGGCUCAGUUGGUGGUGAUCCAAAACAAGGAGGAGAUGGAGUUCUUAAAGAAGUUUACAGAGGAUGCACAGAUAUACUGGACUGGAUUAUCUGUUUCAUCAUCAGCGAAGAAAUGGGUGUGGAUUACAGGUCAUAAAGUUGACCAGAAUCUGUUUCAAGAACCACCAAUCUCUGAUGGAGGGUACAACUGUGGAGCAAUAAAAAGCGGCAAAAUCAUGUCUGACAUCUGCACUGCUGUACUUAAGUGGAUUUGCCAGCAAGACCCCAUUUUGUUAUAAUAAUUGAU
This is a messenger RNA of Sphaerodactylus townsendi, 485 nucleotides long. RefSeq names its product killer cell lectin-like receptor subfamily F member 1. The record is from RefSeq and is a predicted model, not a curated record. Bases 1 to 477 code for a protein of 158 amino acids. The transcript has 4 exons. Lineage: Eukaryota; Metazoa; Chordata; Lepidosauria; Squamata; Sphaerodactylidae.